GACCCAGUUGAAGGUCGGAACCGGUCCGUUGCUCUUCAGGUUCCGGGUGGUAAAACUUUGUGUCGAAAUCUCUCUGGACAAAAACUUGGGGUAAAAUUAAAUUUAAAAAAAAGAAAGAAAGAAGCAGGUGGCCCGCGUCUAAGAUGUGAGGCGAUGGACCGGGAAGACGGUUUGAAAAGGGUGGAAGGAUCACAGACACAAGAUUUCUUGGAAAUUUCCCCAACAGUGAGUGACACUUCUCCAGAUGGUGUCACUCAGGAAGCCAAUGACGCACAGAUGGAAGAGAUGCUCGUAAUCUCUAGUGAGGGUUCUGUCAUUCCAAAUGAGAUUGAGAAACAGAAUCAGUCCACUGCUCCUACCUCGUCAGCAGAGGAGAUUGCAGAUGCAGCCAAAGCGAUGAAGGAGCUUCCUGACCAGCAGCAGGAAGAUGCCAUGGACGCUUCGCUAAACAGCAUGUUUGAUACGAUUGCCAGUAGCAAGGCUCAGAUCAAGAGCCAGCAGAAGGACGAGCCUGAUCUUGUGUAUGACCAGAAGCUGGGCAUCAUCAAAGAUCUUUUCUGGUGUAAGCCAGUGGUGUUCCUGGAACGUUUUCACAAAAUCAUCAAAGAAGAGCAUCUGAUCUGUUUCAAUCAUAUGGCUGGCAACUAUGAAGUUACUUUUUACUGUAAUGAAAUUAAAAAGUCUUCCAAGAAGAAAACUGCCCGAACAAAUGUUCGCAACAAGAGGUACGCGGCCCUGCAGCAGCUGAUUAAAGAUGGGGAAUAUUUCAGCGAUGAGCAGAUGCGAACUCGAGAUCCUUUGCUCUACGAGCAGUACAUUAGACAAUACAUGACGGAGGAGGAGCUGUUAGCUGAGAACAGCAAAAACUUGAGUAGUGCCAUGUGUUUGUCUGACCUGCUGAUGAACACUUAUCAGGAAAAGAUUGUCCAGGAAAGGCUACAGUGGCAACAGGAAAGGGAGGAUGCCUGUUUGGAGGAGGAAGAGGAAGAUGAAGAGGAAGAUGAGAACUCUGAGUCUAAAGCUGCAGACUGGGUACCCAGUGACGAUGAGAGAACCAUGCUGAGGGAGGAAUUUGUGAGUCGCAUGUACCAGCGUUUCCUGGAUGGGGAAGACAGAGACUUUGAUUACAGUGCUGUCGACAACAACCCUGACUUUGACAAUCUUGACAUCGUAAGUCGUGAUGAAGAGGAGAGAUACUUUGAUGAGGAGGAGCCAGUGGAAAUUGAAGAUAUGGAGAUGGACAGAGAAUGAUGGGAUUAAACAUUCUUCAAUUUUCAAUGUAUAUGUUUUUUACAGUUUUAGAUUUAACAGCAUUUCCAAGCUCUGUCUUUGCUUUUUCUAGAGACUGUUAAUGAAGAACCGGGCAGUUUUGUGUACAUUGUAUCACCAAAACAAUUUCUUCCCCAUAUUUUUGAUAACUGUUUAAUUGACCAAGAUUGCUGUUGUGCUAGAUUAAGUUCUGUUUAGUUUGAUGUAUAAAGGAGGGUGGAAACUGCUGAUAGGCAUGAAACAGAUUCCCCUGGUGGCUCAGUGGGGAAUUGCACCACCUAGGGGGCAAUGAAGCCUUGCUUCCAGGUUUCAUUCCUGAUCCGUGAGAAGAUAGCUGGGGAAAGGAUCACACCCUGCACCUAUUUUAGGGGUUAGCGUGCUAAAAUUAACCAGCUUUUCCCAUUCCUUGUUGCUUUCCGGUUGACCUCUGUUUGUUAUAUAUGAAUGUCUGAUGAGGUUACCAGAGUUGAAUAUCCUGUCUACAUGAUGUCUGGAUUGAAAGCAUGUGUAAUCAUAAAAUUGGCUUGUUCUACACUGUGAAACAAUAUCUCCCUGACACUACUGAGCUUAGUGACUUCUCUAAGCCAGUUCCCUCAAAGAUUUGGUUUAGAAUAUAUAGGAGUAAAACAGCCUGAAAAAAGACAAAAGUAUCCACGUGCUCUUCUCCUGAAGGCACUGGCUUGUGUUGGGAUACAGUCUCAGGGGGUAUAUCCAUUCUUUCUAGUUGGUAAUGUGUCCACCGGCAGCUUGACCAUGGGUGUCCUGACCUUAAGUUUGCAGGUGUAGUUUUCAGCAGGGAUAGUGAUCAGAGUUGAAAACCCUGGCUGCAUUUUCCUUUUUCUUUUCAUAGAUGCAUCUACUGCUGACUCGGCUGAGGUCUGCUAACUUGGCUUAGUGUGAGGAUUGAACCCAGAGGCUUUUGGUCCCCAUGGCUGAGUACAAUAUUGAGUGUGUACUUAGUAUCAAGCCAUGAAAGGAGUACUGAGGGAUAGGCAGCCCCGUGAUGUGGCACAGUGAUACUGCAAUGAAGUCCGGUCAGCCCACUGCAACCUCUUUUGGGUACCAAAUUGCCAUCAGGAUGAAGUGGGAAGGAACUGAAGAGCUUCCUAUCCCCAUGAGGGAUAGUGCUGUCAACACACAACCGCUCCUCGUGAACGGUUACAAAGCAGCAUUGUCAGAGGGGGCUGGGUAGCUCACCCUCACCAUGUUGGCAGUGGGGCCCCUGGAAUAGGAGGUCUCAUCUGAAACGUUAUCUCUUUCAGAAACUCACUGACCUGGCAUUACCAGCAGGUUUGGUUUUCAUCUCUGACUUGCUGCCUUUCUUUUCGUGUUAACAAUGUACUGCACAGAAUUAGUGUGCCUAAUCACCAACUAGCUUUUUAAACAAUUGAAAGAUUCAAACAUCUUUUAGUAAAUGUUUUACAUUUCA
Messenger RNA from Carcharodon carcharias (great white shark), 2698 nucleotides. RefSeq names its product coiled-coil domain containing 97 (gene ccdc97). NCBI's taxonomy places the organism in Eukaryota, Metazoa, Chordata, Chondrichthyes, Lamniformes, Lamnidae. The transcript has 5 exons. The coding region runs from base 154 to 1251 and encodes 365 amino acids. The record is from RefSeq and is a predicted model, not a curated record.